AGGGAAAUUGACUGAUUGGUUUAAAAGUUUAACGGACUCCAACCAAUAGUCGAGUGACAGACGGGUUUAAAGAUUGAGAACUGCAGCUCGUAAGAUUCAUCUGUCAUUCUCAGAGAUCAAGCAGACGAUCGCAGCAGAAGAACAUGAGCGGCAGAGGCAAAACCGGCGGUAAGGCGAGAGCUAAGGCCAAGACUCGCUCCUCUAGAGCGGGACUUCAGUUCCCCGUGGGCCGCGUCCACAGGCUCCUCCGUAAAGGCAACUAUGCGGAGCGAGUGGGUGCCGGCGCCCCAGUGUAUCUGGCCGCCGUGCUCGAGUACCUGACCGCCGAGAUCCUCGAGUUGGCCGGAAACGCCGCUCGGGACAACAAGAAGACUCGCAUCAUCCCCCGUCACCUGCAGCUGGCGGUGCGCAACGACGAGGAGCUGAACAAGCUUCUGGGCAGAGUGACCAUCGCUCAGGGCGGCGUGCUGCCCAACAUCCAGGCCGUGCUGCUGCCCAAGAAGACCGAGAAGCCCGCCAAGUCCAAGUAAACGGACGGGACUUCGUCUUCUGUAAACCCAAAGGCUCUUUUAAGAGCCACCCACAUUAUCAA
Molecule: messenger RNA, 592 nt
Organism: Triplophysa rosa
Lineage: Eukaryota; Metazoa; Chordata; Actinopteri; Cypriniformes; Nemacheilidae
Product: histone H2A-like
Exons: 1
Coding region: 144-530 (128 amino acids)
Cellular component (GO): nucleosome
Molecular function (GO): structural constituent of chromatin; protein heterodimerization activity; DNA binding
Source: RefSeq, a predicted model, not a curated record